This is a messenger RNA of Malaya genurostris, 1769 nucleotides long. It is a transcript of the gene tacc, whose product is annotated as transforming acidic coiled-coil-containing protein 3. The coding region runs from base 210 to 1670 and encodes 486 amino acids. The record is from RefSeq and is a predicted model, not a curated record. Gene Ontology annotation, biological process: mitotic spindle organization; cell population proliferation; regulation of DNA-templated transcription. The transcript is spliced from 3 exons. Gene Ontology annotation, cellular component: cytoplasm. NCBI's taxonomy places the organism in Eukaryota, Metazoa, Arthropoda, Insecta, Diptera, Culicidae.
GUUCGCUAAAUCGCUAGUAUAGCCAACCGUUGCUCAUCUCGUUUCGCAUUGUACUUUUCACUAUCCGCGAGUGUGGUGCUUGUAGGAAGUGCGCUUCUUGGUAGCUGUUCACUGGCAUAAUUCGAGGGAGAAAAGUUUUGUCCUAGUUUGGUGUGAAAAUUUUUAUUUUUUGAAACGCUCUCCGACUAACCAACAAAAGGAACAAAAAAAUGUCUGACGAAGAAGCUCAAGUCGCAUCCGAGGAGUCCGGUGCCGAGGAAACUCCGAAGAAGGGACGUGGACGCCCGAAGAAGGAAGGCAGCGCUUCGGCAGAGGCGGACAGUUCCGAGUCUGGUCGAGGAAAAGAGUCUCCCGAGCCAUUGCCCGCAGAGGAGAACAUCCUCGCUCCUCCUCCUCAGCCUGUGGAAUUCUAUCCGUCAGAGUGCCAGUUCAAAACUCCGUUUCCUCCGAGUUUUUUGGAUCCUUCGGAAUCAUCAGUACUACUACCCACCACAACUGAAGAACCACAACAGCAGCAGCAGCAGCAGCAGCACUUAACCAUAGAAGAGUGUGAGUUUCAACCAGCACAAAACUUCGAGUUUGCGGCAUCCGAUUUCGAUUUUCUGCUCACCAGGGGUGGUGGUGGUGGAAACCGUCUAGAGGAAGUGCCGCGGGAUUCUCUGUUGCUGAAAUUCGAUCCAUUGCUGAAAGUGCCGGUAACUCUCCUCAGCACCACCAAAGAGGAAGAAUCCGAAAGCGUAGGAGGAGGAGUGCUUGAAAUCACUCAACUUGUGGAAACAGCCGCAGCGGCAGAGGAAGCAGAAGGCAGUUACGGUGGCAGUACUGUUUCGCUGACGGCAUUCGAAGCUAGCGGGUUCGCUGCCGUCUCCCCAUCGUCCAGCAGCAUGAACAUCGACGAGGUAAAUAAUUCGCAAUUUGCACACUGCGCAGAAGGAGAAGCAGACGAAAAAAUGAGCGUUGACAAUACCGUGAUAUUGGAAGGCGAAAGCAGUACAGAACGAAACAUGAGCCUGUCGGACCAGGACUUCAACAGCAGCAACGAGCUGGAUAAAAAAAGUAAAAAUGAAUCAUUGAAAAUCGAAGAGCUGGAAAGGAAACUCCGCGAUGCGGAAAGUCGCGAGGAAGCUUUGGUGAAAAGAAUUACCGACAAGGAUAAAACAAUUGCCAAAAUGAGUGGUGUCGUGGAGGCCUACGAGCGGGCUAUCGCGGAAUUGAUUGCCGAAAAGGAGCAGACGACGCAAAACUACGAGAAAACAUGCGAAGCGCUGAAGACGGACGGUGACAUCAACGCGCAGCAUCUGGAAUCGCUGGAGAAGACAUUUUCCGAUCUACAUGCCAAAUACGAACGGAUGAAAAUAAUCACGUCCGAGUACAAGGAACGGGAGGAGGAGCUGAUUAAUGAGCGCAAUCGGUUCGAGGAAAGUUUGCGGAUGCAGGAAAAGCGCUACGAAAACAUGAAGAGCCAUGCAAUGGCACAGCUGGAAAUUGCCAACAGUAAACUGUCCGAGCUGGUCCGGAAUCAUGCCCAGGAGGUCACCAAACUGAAGGCACUGCUGAAGAAGGAGGAAAUCUACCGUGCAUCGGUUAACGAUCAGCUCAGCCAGAAGGCACGCGAGAACGAAGAGCUGGUGAAGAUCUGUGAAGAGUUAAUCAAUGGCGGUGCUAACUGAAUAGUUUUUUACGAUACAAUACAGUUUGAUGAACCAUACAAUGUAAGAUAGUAUUGAAACCGAAAAAUAAUACACGUGUUAAUCCUUCAACUAAAAUAA